Gekko japonicus is the source of this 1494-nucleotide messenger RNA. RefSeq names its product family with sequence similarity 110 member D (gene FAM110D). NCBI's taxonomy places the organism in Eukaryota, Metazoa, Chordata, Lepidosauria, Squamata, Gekkonidae. The coding region runs from base 237 to 1310 and encodes 357 amino acids. The record is from RefSeq and is a predicted model, not a curated record. The transcript has a single exon.
UUUUGAGAGCUGCUGAAGAAGUCCCACUGCAGAUUACAAAGCAGUAGCCAGAACGUUAGUGGUGGUAAAAGCAUCGCAUCUCUGCCCAGUCCUUAAUCUAGCACAAAAUUCUGGCAACCUCUCUAUGCACUCAUGAGAACAUAGUGAACUUUGAUCUCACAAAGUCAUCUUUCCUUGAUGUGACCAACCUUCCAAGUCCUGAACAUUCCUACACCCUGCUAUUGCCUCUCAAUAAAAUGAGGCCUCUGAUUCCAGGAGAUGGAUCUUCCCCUCUUGAGCUACUAAACCGAGGGCCAGACUACCUCCGCAGGCAGCUGGAAGUCAGCAGUGGAGGCCGUACCCCAAGUGCAGUGGAGAGGCUGGAGGCUGACAAAGCCAAAUACGUCAAAUCCCAACAAGUAAUCAACAGCCGUCAAGAACCAGUGCUCCUGUACUAUACCCCUCAAUCUUCCCCAUGUUUCAGGAGACCCCUGACCCUCCAUCAACGUAAUGAGUUCUCUCAAGGCAUAGUGGUAAGCUCAGAUGGCCCUGGGCCUAAAAAGCCACCUCCUUCUCCUCAGUCACCAACAACACGGAGGGGUAGUGGCAGACGCGGGCUGAGGCCUGACUCACUUGUCAUCUACCGUCAGAAACGGGAUUGCUCAUCUGUGAACAAAGAGAACAACAAGGGCUACAGCCUUGUGAGGUGGCUGUUUCAGAGCCCCCUAAGAGACGGAUGUAGCAGUUCCCCUUUUUUGAGGAGCCUGGUAGGAGAGGGACAGCAGCAAGCCGCACAGGAAGAUACUCCCAUGGCCUGGGUAGCAACGGGAAAGGAAGAAACAAGAACUCUGAGCUCCAUCAGCAUCCUAACCAGGUCAAGCACCAGGUCCACGGGAAAGACGUCUGACAACAAUCCGAGACACCAGUCCAGCUCCCAUGUGGAUAAGGACCCAAUCCCUUCCUCAACAAGCCCAGGUCCAAGAAGCUCCAAACGAGAGCUGGCUCCGUGCUGUUCUCUUCCUCUUUCCGAGAAAGAGCGUUUUUUCAACUACUGUGGCUUGGACCGGAAUCUGGUGGAGGUGCUGGGAGCAGAGCGGUUUAAGCCGGGGGGGAGCUGGGAAGUGGGCUCCUCUGGCCUGCUUUUUGGAAGCAUGGGGUCAGCCAGUUCCGAGCGGAGCAGCCCCUCCCACAAUGAAGGGCAGCUGUCCACCGAAGAGCCGGGUGAGAAGCAGCCAGUGUCUGUCUCUGUGAUCGAACGGAACGCCCGUGUCAUAAAAUGGCUCUACAGUUGCCAACAGGCCCGAACUGCAGCCAAGGAGUCUACAGUGUAAACAGAGACUUGGCCUGGAAAAAUGGUUCUUGUUUUGAUGAGUGCUGGAUGGCCAGACCUCCCGUGUCAUGUGAUGGCCUGUUGAGACCCCUGGGGGGCAAGGGCUCUUUAAUUUACAAGGAAAGUUUCCAGUAGGCCAUUGUCUUGGAAGGCCUCUAAUGACCAGAAUAAGCUGAGCCAGGCAG